AUGACAUCAUUAGAAAAAAUCACAUUGCCUUCAACUUUAAUUAACAUUUCUUCAAAACUCUUUUAUCAUUGCAGUAGUUUACGAGAAAUAAAAUUACCAGAUAAUAUUACAACAAUUGGAGAAAUGGCCUUUGAAGAAUGCAGUAGUCUUGUUCGUAUCGAAAUUCCAAAUUCAGUUUCAAACAUUUGUUCUAGAGCAUUCUGUCAUUGCAACAAACUCAAAGAAUUAACAUUGGAGACUUCUAUUGUUUCCAUACCUGAACAAUGCUUUUAUAAUUGUUAUUCUCUUGAAACAAUUAAUAUUAAAUCAAAUAAAUGCUUAUUAAUCGCCAAUAAAUCAUUCUGCAACUGUUAUUCAUUGAAAUCUAUUUCAUUCCCAGUUUCAUUGCAAAAAAUAGAAUCAUAUGCAUUUGCAAAUUGUUCAAAUUUAACCGAACUAACAUUUCAAAUUGCACUGAUUCAACUCAGUGAAGGAUGUUUUAUUAAUUGUACAUCACUGAAAAAGAUCAAUUUACCAAAUAGUCUUAAAACCAUCGAAAAGAAUUCAUUUUCUAAUUGUUAUGAAUUACAAGAAAUUUUCAUUGAAUCAAAUUGUUCAAUACGAGGGGAUAUUUUUGAGAAUUGCAACAAAAUCGAAAAUAUUUUUAUUAACUCACAAAUCGAAUCUUUCCAUAACACAGUUAAAUCAAUCACACUUAAUUUAUCAGUCAUUGAAUAUCCAUCACUUUCAUCAUUCAAUCAUCUUGAAAAUAUUAUUAUCAUUUCUCAUGAAAAUGAAUCACUUAUCAAUGAACAUUUCAUCACAUCAUCUAAUGUUAAUAUUUCUAUCAUCGGAAACAUCAAACAAAUUUCAGAUAAAUCAUUUUCUAAGAGUUAUAUCAACACAUUCUUGUACUGUGGUGAUCGAUCAGUUGACGGUCAAUUCCUUUCUAAAGAUCGCGUUAAAAUUGUUUCUGUUUCCGAACACUAUCCUCACAACAACAUUGGUGGUGUUCAUGCUCAUAAAACAUCCGAAUGUCCAAACUUUCCUAAAAAGCCAUAUGUUCGACUUACUACAUUACAAAUUAUUCUUAUUACUAUAUCUAUUGUUAUUCUUAUUUCCAUUUGUAUCACAAUUCUUAUCAAAAUUCAGAGAUGUCGUAAAUCUCAGAAGAAAUAUGAAGACCAAAUCAUGUUAGAAAAGCUUGUUAAUGCUGAAUUUGGAUGA
Molecule: messenger RNA, 1206 nt
Organism: Trichomonas vaginalis G3
Lineage: Eukaryota; Parabasalia; Trichomonadida; Trichomonadidae
Product: regulation of response to stimulus
Exons: 1
Coding region: 1-1206 (401 amino acids)
Source: RefSeq, a predicted model, not a curated record